Messenger RNA from Symbiodinium sp. CCMP2456, 696 nucleotides. NCBI's taxonomy places the organism in Eukaryota, Dinophyceae, Suessiales, Symbiodiniaceae. The record is from the annotation of a GenBank genome assembly.
AUGCCAUACUGCGCAUGGGUGAUGGGAAAGUGGGGCGUGACAGUUCACACUCCGAAAGAAGUGCUUUGGGACAUUGCUCGCGCAGACCCGCUCUUCGCGAAGUUGGCAAAGAUUGAUCCGAAAGAGGCCUACAAGAAGAAGGUGCCUAAGUCGGUCGGCUACCGCCACCUUCAGUUCAUGGACGAGCGGAAGACAGAGGACGAGGCCAGUGCCGAGGAAUGCCAAGAGGUGCUCGAGCUGGGGGAUAAGGUCGACUCUUCAAAGAAGAUCUUUGGCCGAGAAUAUCACGGCCAAAAAGUCGACACCUACUUGAAUGGACCGGAGCUGGUCGACAACAUCAAUGCUCAACUCGCAGGUCGCCUCUUCGUGGAUCCUCAGUUCCCGGCGAACAGCAGCACCAUCGGCACGCGCGCCGUGCGCGAGAUUCCUGGAUGGGGCCGCCCACCAGCCGGGCACUCGCUGGUCAAGGAUGGCUUCGAAAUGGAUGACAUCAAGCAAGGAGGACUUGGCGACUGCUGGUUUAUCAGUAUCUGCGCCGUCGUGGCAGAAUGGCCUGAGAUUUUGCGAAAGAUGUUCUACCCAGUAGAAAGCCCGUCUCCCUCCGGAGUCUACGCAGUUCGCGUCUACGAUGGAUCGCAAUGGGUGCUGGUGGAUACAUUGCUCCUGGGCUUUACCUUUGCAAUAUUCUCAUGUUGA